Messenger RNA from Knipowitschia caucasica, 1329 nucleotides. NCBI's taxonomy places the organism in Eukaryota, Metazoa, Chordata, Actinopteri, Gobiiformes, Gobiidae. The record is from the annotation of a GenBank genome assembly.
AUGGGGUGGGGGAUAGGGUGGGGUUGUAGAGGUUAUGUGGGGGUUUGGGGAGUUGUAGUGGGGGAUGGUGGGUUUUGGGGGGUUGGGGGUGUAGGGGUGGGGAUGAGGGGGGGGGGAUAUGGUGGGGUAAUAUGUUUGGGUUGGGUGGGUGAGGGGGUUGGGAGGUGGGAGGGUGGGUGGUGGGGGGGGGGGGGUUUUUGGUGUUUGGGGGGGGGUUGGUGGGUGGGGGGGGGUUUGGUGGGGGGGGAGGUUUUGGGUGUGGUAGUGGUUGUUUGGUGGUGGGGGGGAGGUGGUGGUGGGUUUUUGGGGUGGGGUGGGUGGUGUGGGUGGGGGGGGGUUGGGGGGGUGGGGGGGGGGGUGGGGGGGUGGUGUUGGGGGGUUUUGUUGGUGGGGGGGUUGGUUAGGGGGUUUUGUGGGGUUUUUUGGGGGGGGAUUGGGGGUUGGUGGGUGGGGGGGGGGGGGGUGUUUGGUGUGUGGGGUGUGGGUGGGGGGUGGGGGUUUGGGGGGGUUAUGGGGGUGGGGUGGGUUUGGGGGUGUGGAAUGUGGGGGUAUGUGUGGGGGGGGGGAUGGGUGGGAAUGGUUGUUAGGGUUGAAUUGGGGGGGGUUUGUGGGGAUGGGGGGGGGUUAGGGGGGUUGUAUGUUGGUGGGAUAUGGGGGGGGGUUUAUGUGGGUGGGUGUAAUGGGGUGGGGUUUUUGGUUUUAAUUGGUUGUGUAUAUGUGGUGGUUGGUAUAUUGGUGUGUGGUAUUGUGUGGGAAGUUGGGUAUGGGGGUGUUGAAUGUGGUGGUGAAGGGUGGUUGAUGUGUUGGGUUAUGGGGUUGUAUUUGUUGGGUUUGGGGGUGGGGGAUAUGGGUGGGGGUGAUUGGUGGGGGUGUGUUGUGGGGGGUAAUUGGGGGGUGUAUGGAUGUUGUAUUGGGGGUGAAUGGUGGGGUGGGGAUAGGGGUGGGGGAUUGGGGUAUUGGGGGGGGGGGGGGGUGGGGUAUUGGGGGGUUAUAUUUUGGGGGAAUGGGUGGGUAGGGGGUGUGGUAAUUGUGGUGUUAAUGUUGUGUGUAUUUGGGUGGUAUGUGGUGGGUGGGAAGUGGGGGUUGGGGGUUGUGUUGGGUGGGGGUAAGGGGGGGGAUAUGUGGGGGUUUUUUUGUGGUAUGGGGUUGUGUGGGGGUUUGUGGGGGGGAUGUUAUGGUGGGGGGGGUGGGGGAAGGGGGUGGGAGUGGUGUGGGGUGUUUGGGUGGUUUUGGGUGGGGGGGGGGGGGGUAGAGGUGGUGGGGGGGGGGGGGUGUGGUUUUGUGGGAGUUGUGGUUGUAGGGGGGUGGGAAGGUGGAUAUUUGUGGUAA